AAAAGAAUUCACCUAACUCAUUAGAAAGCAAAUCGUAUAUUUCCAGUCAAAGGUGAUAAAAGAUUUUGUUUGACUGAAUUAAAUCAUAGUAUUAACUUGAAAAUCCAAUCGUGCAUAGCAAGCUUUGAGUUGCUGACGGAGUAGACGAUCUCAUCUUAAUCAAUCACAACCGGACAUCUGUACUUCACUCUUCCAAAAUCAAAGAUUCAAAACCUAGCUUUUUACCCACACAUCAUUCACUAAUCACCGUCGCCCAUGGCCAAAAGAAUCCGCCGGAAAUUCCUCUUUCAGUCGGAGUCUCCAACCGACACCGUUCCUCUCUCUCCCUCGUCCUCCUCCAAGAUUCCGUUCCGAUCCACAAAAGUUCGUAAGAUUUCCUCCAAUCAAGAACCGGCCAAACCACAAUUUUCAGCUCCCGACGGUUAUAACCCGACCCGAACAUUCCCGAACCUGGCCGAUCCCGUCAAAUCGUCGUCGUCUUUGGAUGAAAUUUCUACAGCGAUCAAUCAUUUACGUCGUUCGGAUCCUCUUCUGAUAAGUUUACUAGAUUCCUGCGAAUCACCCCAUUUCAAGUCUAAUCCACCGUUCUUAGCACUAACGAAGAGCAUCCUCUACCAACAACUCGCAACAAAGGCCGCCGAAUCGAUCUACAAUCGCUUCGCCUCGCUAUGCGGCGGAGAGGCGUCGGUACUGCCGGACACCGUGCUCGGACUCUCGCCGCAACAGCUGCGAGUAGUCGGAGUUUCGGGGAGGAAAGCAAGUUACCUCCAUGACCUAGCGACGAAAUUCAUAGAGGGGAAUUUAUCAAAUUCAUUGAUUCUGGAGAUGGACGACGAGACUCUAUUGGGGGAGUUGACGGCGGUGAAGGGAAUCGGCGUUUGGUCGGUGCAUAUGUUCAUGAUAUUUACUCUGCAUCGGCCGGAUGUGCUGCCGGUGGGGGAUUUGGGAGUGAGAAAAGGGGUGCAGAGGUUGUACGGACUAAAGGAUUUGCCGAAGCCGGCGGAGAUGGAGAAACUUUGUGAAAAAUGGAAGCCUUACAGAUCGAUCGGAGCUUGGUAUAUGUGGAGGCUAAUGGAAGAGAAGGGAGUUGUGAAGAAGGGUUCUGAUUUACCGGAUAACAUGGAAAACAGGGGGUAGCUUUGUAAUGUGAAUUUUGAAUCAGUGAUUUUUGAAUUUGGGCUAAUUUUUGUGUUUGUGUAAUUUCAAGAACUCAACGCUAAAAUGUGUUUGAAUUCUUUGAUGAUUCUCUCAUCUCAUGUUGAAUUAGUUGAAAUUUAUGAAGAAUCCUUUGAUCUUGCACAA
Messenger RNA from Cucumis melo (muskmelon), 1302 nucleotides. Its product is annotated as alkylbase DNA glycosidase-like protein mag2. Bases 256 to 1137 code for a protein of 293 amino acids. Gene Ontology annotation, biological process: base-excision repair, AP site formation; DNA alkylation repair; base-excision repair. Gene Ontology annotation, molecular function: DNA-3-methyladenine glycosylase activity; alkylated DNA binding; DNA-7-methylguanine glycosylase activity. The record is from RefSeq and is a predicted model, not a curated record. The transcript has a single exon. Lineage: Eukaryota; Viridiplantae; Streptophyta; Magnoliopsida; Cucurbitales; Cucurbitaceae. Gene Ontology annotation, cellular component: nucleus; protein-DNA complex.